Dermatophagoides pteronyssinus (European house dust mite) is the source of this 844-nucleotide messenger RNA. RefSeq lists its product as uncharacterized. The record is from RefSeq and is a predicted model, not a curated record. Lineage: Eukaryota; Metazoa; Arthropoda; Arachnida; Sarcoptiformes; Pyroglyphidae.
UUGAUUACAUUCUAAUUUUUGUAAUCGUUAAUCUUCCUUGAUUGUGUUGUAUAAUUAAAACAAACGAACAAAAAACAAGAAAUAUGGACAUUAUCAAAGGUUUGGAACAGAUUGGUGUCGUACUCAAUGAGAUUGUCGCACAAAAAAAUCCACCGAAUGUAAACGAUAAUAUAAAUGAUAUUGAAAAUGAUGAUAAAAAACAUCAAAAACCAUUAUUGGAGAAACAACGAUUACGAUUUAUUAAUCAAAGUGUAUGUGAUUAUAGUAAAAUUGUUGCUAAUCUUAUCGAUUAUUUUGAAUUAAAUUUACCAAAAGAAGAAUCUAAGCUAUUGAAAGAAAAAAUCGAUACAAUCAAUGAUGAAGAAUGUAAAAUCUGUGAAUUAAUCACACAAUUGAUAAAACAAACUGAAUCUGAUCUGGAUGAAAAUGCCGAUAUGCUUGAACAGAUUCUUGUGUUUUUGGCUGGAAUUCCAAAAAAUAUACGCGAACAUAUUAAAGAAAUAAAUCCUGAUCAUUUUGAACUAGAUGAUGAUAUAAGAUUUAAAAUACAAUUUGCUAUCAAUCAAGUAUCAUUGAUGGUUUAUGAUUCAAUGCAAAUGUUACAAUCGAUACAGGAUAAAUUGAUUGAAAUAUGUAGUCUUUAUCAUAUACCAUAUUAUUAUGAAACAAAUGAUUAUUACAUUAAACUACGACGAUCCAUUUCGAUAACAUAUAAAAAUCUAUACACAAUCAUUAAUGAUUUUCAAACAUUAAGCUAUGCUUUAUGGAUGGUACGACAUUAUGAAUCCGUAAUGAUGUCUUCAUCAAAUGAAAAUAAAUGAAUAAAUUUCAUUUUUUCAGUUGU